Benincasa hispida (wax gourd) is the source of this 675-nucleotide messenger RNA. The record is from RefSeq and is a predicted model, not a curated record. NCBI's taxonomy places the organism in Eukaryota, Viridiplantae, Streptophyta, Magnoliopsida, Cucurbitales, Cucurbitaceae.
AUGUUAUUUCUAACUUGCUGCUUAAGACAAUGUGAAACACAAGGUCACAACCGCAUACCAUCCGCUAACCAACGAUCAGGUGGAAGUAUCCAACAGGGAGAUGAAAUCCAUAUUAGAGAAGGUGGUCAACACCUUUCGAAAGGAUUGAACACAGAGAUUAAACGAGGCUCUUUGGGCCUACAGAACCGCAUUCAAGACACCCAAUGGCAUGUCUCCUUAUGUGUUAGUCUUUGGAAAGGCAUAUCUCCCAUCGAAACUAGAGCACAAGGUGCAAUGGGCCCUGAAAAAGUUAAACUUGGAUAUAGCAAGUGCAGGGAGGCUCGAAAACUCCAACUGAACAAAUUGGUAGAAUGGCGGUUCACCGAAUACGAGAAUGCAAAGCUCUACAAGGAACGAACUAAGCGGUGGCAUGACAACAAGAUUUGUAAGAAAGAUCUAGCUAUUGGCCAGCGAGUGUUACUUUUUAACUCUCAUCUUCGUCUUUUUCUAGGUAAGCUUAAAUCGAGGUGGUCCAAACCAUUCGUUGUGUGUGAAGUUUUCCUCCAUGGAGAGGUGCAAUUGAUGAAUGAAGAUGGCAGUAAUGUCUUUAAGGUCAAUGAACAGCGAGUGAAGCCUUAUUAUGGAGGCUCUGUGGAUCGUGACAAGGAAACCAUUGACCUAGGCAGGCAAGCUUGA